GCUGAUGUUCCCCGAGCUCUGCUGAGUGCCCUGGCUCCCCGGCAGCCCACCUGGGGCAGGAACUGUCAGAGCCCACCCCCUGGCAGACCACCUGGCAGGCUGGAAACCAAAGGCUCCUGUCAGGAGCUGUGCCAGGCCCGUAAGAGAAAGGUUUGGUUGUGACCACACUGGGGUUUCUUGGCCACAGGACAAUGACGACCUUCGCUCAGUGGCUUUCACCCUUUUCAGCACCCUGGCAGGCUGCAUAAAGGGAAGAUGGAAAAGCUGUUAUAGGAACCAGGUGAGGCAGAGCUUGGCAAUGCUCUUGUUUCACCUGGAGGACCUCAACCUGCAGGUGGCCAUGGAGUGCAGAACAACGCUGAGCCUCUGCUGCCCUUACCUGGGCUUAAGGAGGGUACAGGCAGCCCUGGCCUUCCAUGUCCUGGGGUCAGGACAGGUGAAACAAGAGCAGCUGCUGAGGGACCUCUGCAGGCACUUGGCCAAAGAAAAACCUGUCCUCCUGGAGGGUCUCUGCCAGGCAGCCCAGAGGAACUACAUGAGCCUGUGGCCAGAGAUCUGGAUGGCAACCAUCACGCUGACAGGUGAGAGAGGAUGCCUGGUCCCUUUUCAUUCUCCCCUCCCCCCCGGGAGGCAUGGUAAAGCUGUUGCUGAGCAGGAUCAGGCUGUUGAUCAGCCUGUGCCUCAGGUUCCCCAGAAAGGAUGUGGAAAGGAUGAUGCUCCCAGAUGA
This is a messenger RNA of Gavialis gangeticus (Gharial), 727 nucleotides long. RefSeq names its product maestro heat-like repeat-containing protein family member 1. The record is from RefSeq and is a predicted model, not a curated record. The transcript has 4 exons. NCBI's taxonomy places the organism in Eukaryota, Metazoa, Chordata, Crocodylia, Gavialidae. The coding region runs from base 299 to 727 and encodes 142 amino acids.